Molecule: messenger RNA, 258 nt
Organism: Gaeumannomyces tritici R3-111a-1
Lineage: Eukaryota; Fungi; Ascomycota; Sordariomycetes; Magnaporthales; Magnaporthaceae
Exons: 2
Coding region: 1-258 (85 amino acids)
Source: RefSeq, a predicted model, not a curated record
AUGGCUCCGGCCAGGGGGGGUGAGGGUGAGAUGCAGGCGGCGAAGCUGUUGGUGGUGUGGGUUCCCGCCGCAAGCAGAGGGUGCUACUAUUUUCGUCGGCGCCCCAGGAAUGGAAAGCACAGAGUCUGGCAAUACUGCCAAGCUGCUAGCGCUCAAGCUGUGCCCGGAACGCUGCUCCUCCCGGCGAGCCCAAGCGGCGGCUGGCACGGUGGAGGAAACGGCAGCGGCACGGUGGAGAAGCAAAGAGUACGAGGUUGA